Molecule: messenger RNA, 666 nt
Organism: Caenorhabditis briggsae
Lineage: Eukaryota; Metazoa; Nematoda; Chromadorea; Rhabditida; Rhabditidae
Exons: 4
Coding region: 1-666 (221 amino acids)
Biological process (GO): regulation of transcription by RNA polymerase II; cell differentiation; anatomical structure development
Molecular function (GO): nuclear receptor activity; zinc ion binding; RNA polymerase II cis-regulatory region sequence-specific DNA binding
Source: RefSeq, a predicted model, not a curated record
AUGAUGGAGGUACUUGGAAAGCAAAAGGUGUUGGCCAUGAUGCGUCUGAAUGGAGCCGGACAGCUCACUGGCUUCCCAUUCGAGACUCCAUCCUCUUCCACGACAUCAAUCACCACACCCACAACCAUCAUUCAUCCACCAGCUACUCCAAUAACAAUGUCAUCUUGUCUUCUGCCAUCAUCCGCAUACAUGAAACCAUCUCCACCAUCAGAAAUCUCAUCCCCAACACCCUCAUCCUCAUCCCUAGAGAAAAAAGAGUGUGCAGUUUGUAAGAAUCCAAAUUCCAGUGGAUACCAUUUCGGAUGCAUCGCCUGUGCCGCGUGUUCAGCAUUCUUUCGGCGUACUGUAGUUUUGUCGAGACGGUAUUACUGUAGAAGGGAUCCGAUUGGCAAUUCGUUGUGUCCAUUGGAUAGACGACACCGAUCAAACUGCCGAGCAUGCCGUUAUGUGAGAUGCAUCGAGCAAGGAAUGAAUCCCAGCAGCGUUCAAAACCUGCGAGACUCAAUAAAACCGCGCUCUCCAACAUCCUCAGACUCGGUUCAAGAGGAGGAGGAGGACAAAAAAGACGAUCACUUAUUUUCAGCUGCCACUCCCGGCAGCUGGAUUUCAAGUUCUAGUGCAGAAACAUUGCCAUGUGUUCCAAAGGGUGAGUCAGUCCUUUUAUGA